AUGGCAAUACUCAUAUCCCACCUUAUUCUCGGCUUCAGCCUCAUCGGGCUGGUCAAAUCGCUUGACAGCAGCGUAGGACCUGAUUCUGUGUGCGGAUACAUCAAUGGCGGUCAUGCGGUUUCUUAUCCAUACUGGGCCACAGCAAUAGAUAUGUCGGGUGUUGUGAUGGCGCAAAUUGUGCCAUUCCGACCCACCGAUGACUCCCUCCCGGCAUGUGCAACUUAUACAUGGCCAGGGUUUGGGGCAGAGGGGUACUUCUGCGCUCCUUCGAGAACUACCAUAACAGUAAUCGCAGAAAAAACUGCUGGAGAUGAGACUACUUCAGCGAUCGAACCAUCAGAUGCAACCACUGCUCCAUUGCCAGAGCCAACCGAUGGAGGAGAAACAGAUUAUAGUACAGCCGAUGGCCAUCCACAACCAACACUUGAUGGUGGGCCAAACCUAGGGACCGAACAUGAUUUGAGCUCGCAACAGAGAAUUGGCGCAGGAGUUGGCUCAGGAGUUUCUGGAGGAUUGCUCUUGUUGUUUUUUGCGAUCUUUGGAUGUUUAAGUAAUAUUCAUGUGGUCUGGGUACACAAAUCCUAA
Fusarium graminearum PH-1 is the source of this 585-nucleotide messenger RNA. RefSeq lists its product as uncharacterized. The transcript is spliced from 6 exons. Lineage: Eukaryota; Fungi; Ascomycota; Sordariomycetes; Hypocreales; Nectriaceae. Bases 1 to 585 code for a protein of 194 amino acids. The record is from RefSeq and is a predicted model, not a curated record.